GAUUUGCAUUUUCAAAAGGCAGCAACAGACCAGAAAGAAGUGCGGAGAAUAGUCUGAUAUGCCCAGCUUCAGCUAUGGGCAGAAACUUUGUUCGUAUAAAUUAAAGUUGUACAUUGAGGAUAAAAUCUGAAUAGUUUAAUGGACUCAUAAAGACUUCCAAAAGAAGCUGGAGGGCGAAAAGAAAAUGGAGACAGAGGCAGUUUCUAAUCUUCGUCGCCAACUGAAGGAAGCAGAAGAUGAGCGGAGAAAGGCAGCACAAUAUGGCUUGCAUAUACUGGAGCAACAAAAUGAGAUGCAGAAUCAGUUAGAUCAGCUACGGAGUGAAUUGAGCACCAAAACUGAGAAAUUUGAACAAGACAAGUAUUCACUUCAGAGAGAAGUUGAGCUCAAGAAUAGAAUGUUGGAAAGCUUGAGCUUUGAAUGUGAUGCUCUUAAGCAGCAACAAAAUAUGCAACUGGACAAACAGCGAGAACAAUUUGAAAGAAUCCAUGGACAAGAAAUCAGACAACUUAAAAACAAGUUGGAGAAGCUGAAAGCAGACCUAGAUGAAACCCGACUAAGUGAGAAACAACUAAAGCACAAAGUGGAACAUCAAAAGGCAGUCAUUAAUGCCAAAUCAGAAGAAUUGCACAUGAUGUCUGAACGUGUACAUGAAACGAUGUCUUCAGAAGUGUUAAAUCUCCAGAUUGAACUAACAGAACUUGAAAGUGUGAAGGCCAGUGUUGAAGAGAAGAUGAAUGAAUUGCAAUACAGCAAAGAGCAACUAGAACUUGCAAACAGCAACCUACACAACCAGUUGGAACACCUUCAGGGAGAAAAAGAAGAGAGAGAAAAAGAAAUAGUUUCUUACUGCAAUGCAUUAGAGAAAGCUCGUGAAGCUAACCAGGCACUCCAAGGUCAGCUGGAUCAUGCACUGCUUCAGGCUUUGGACCCUACCAGUAAAGGCAAUUCUCUGUUUGCAGAGGUGGAGGACCGUAGGGCAGAAAUGGAACGUCAGCUGAUCAGUGUGAAAGUAAAAUAUCAAUCACUACAAAAACAGCAUGCAUUCACUAGAGAACAAUUGCAAAGAAUGAAGCUACAAAUGGCUACGCUGCUGCAGAUGAAAGGUUCUCAGGCAGAACUUGAGCAGCUAGAACGCUUGCAGUCAAUGUUAGAACAAAAGAAUGGUGAAAUAGAAGAUCUUCUAAUGAAAGUGAGGCAACUGGAGAAAUUUAAGAAUUUAUAUGAGAACAUGGAAGAAUCAAAACCUUCUAGUAGCAGUUCAAGAGGUGGAGAAUUUGGAGAUGGCUAUUAUACAGAUCUGCUUCAAAUGAAACUUGAGAACUCCAAUAAGGAGACCGAAACUUUGAGAAACGAACUGUCCUUACAGAGGAUGAAAGCUUUGUAUGAGAGCCAGAGGGUUCUGGAGGUAGAAAGGAAGCUUUUUGCCAAUGAGAGGCACCUGCAGGUUUGCCAAAGUGAGAACAUGAACUUGCGAGUUAUGCUGGACGAGCUGAAAAUGAAGUAUGAACCUGAAGAAUUAAUUAAAAUCCCUAAAAGCAUAAAAAGGAGGGAGAAGAUUCCAGUGGACAUGACUGCUGAACCUGUAGAUAGCAAAAAUGCUACAGUAGAGGAAACUCCUCACUUUUCAUCUCAAAAUAAGGAAGAAAGAAAGAUAUGUUCCAAGAACUUGGAGCCAAGUGAUGCCCCUCAAAGAAAAUAUGUACUUGUGCCAGCGCCAACGAACUUCACGCCUCUUCCAGCAACACAGCUAAAGGCUGAACCUGAGAAGGACAGGAAAAGAGUUAAAAUCAAAGAAGAUAACACCAAAGGUUCAAGUGAAAGAAAUGGAAAUAACUCUCUAACUCCAGUUGCCUGCAGGUCAGUGUCAUCUUGUGUGUAUGCUUAUGGCAAUCAGCGCAGACCUGCAUCUGUUUUUUUUCGCUGCAUGAACUUUGCUAUCCACUUCUUUAUCUAUUUUCUCAGUGUUGCAUGCAGUGUAAUUCCUCAGUUCCGGCUGCCUACACUCAACUUUUCAAAAUCCUUUAAAAAGGCUAAAAUGAUUGCUAAUGAAAAUGACUCUUAGAAUCAUGAACCUGGAUCUUGGGAAAAACUGAUUUUUAAGGUUUACUGUUGUUCAAAAUAUCAGUGUUUUGAUUUGUAUAUCUUUAACUUAACCAUGAUAAAUCAAACUUCAUUUGCAGAGGCUUCAAUAUGAGGCUUCUUUUCAUGGUCUGUUUGAGGCUGCCAUACAAAACUAACCAUGGCAGGGCUUUAGGGAUUGCAUUCCAGGAGUCGUUUGAAAACUCAAGACUUAAAAUAAUACAUAACCUAAAAUUUGCACUUCACAAAAAAAAUGAUUACCAGUAGCUUUCAAAUGACUUUUUAUUAUUCAAGAUCAUGUUUUAAUGGAUUAUGUAAUAACUUUUUGUUUUGAAAACUAAUAUUUGUCAAAAUUACUAAAACUUUCACCGUUUUAUUCAAAAUUUAAGUAAUGAUUGAUAGAGACCUAGCACUAUGUACAGAGGUCCAACGAUUUUGUCUUUGUAAAAGGAAUGCUACUUUCUGUUUUCUGUUCAAGUUAAUAUUCUCAUGUGGGAGCAUGUGUGGGUACACAGAAAUCAUGUGAAGGCUAAUAUUAUUCCUUUGAGCUCUUAUGACAGGUCAAAAAGUUUAUGUAAGUAAAACUAGAGAGAGCCAACAUUUUCUGAUAUUUCAGGUCAGGCUCUGCACACAAUAGAGUGUAGCCAUGUUGAGAAGAUUGCUGAGUGAAACCAUUCUGGAAGGAGGGUGGAAUAGAAUGUUGAGUGGGGGAAAAAAAGAACACUUUUUAAAGGAAAUUUAGCAUUUUCCAUGAAGUGUCCAGCUGCCUGACUGCUUUUCUCUUUACCAUGUUCUUGCCUCAGUCUUUCAACUUAGUAUUGCAUAUAGCUCCCCGUGGGGCAAGAUAGUUUGCCAGAAAAUAAUUGCUGCAGGAAUGUGAGCCACUCCCUUUAAUGCUGACUCUGUCUCCUUUAUAGUCCCCCUCAGAAACUUCGCUUUUUUCCCCUCCUCUCUUGUUUCUGAAAUAUUUUUUUUUCUUAGGCUUCUAUUUAGCGUUGUUCAUGGUACAGCAUAAUGCUUUAUAUUGGAACCAUAUAUAUUACAAUCAAACAUAAUACAAACUGUUUCCAAAGCAUAUGGAAAUUAGAUACAGAACUAUGCUGAAUGAAUGUUAUGGUUGUGAGGUCAAAGUUAGGAAAUGCUAGAAGUAAAGAUUCCUGUGCAACCUCUUUAUUGCUUCCUUGUAUGGAUAUAAUUAGAGGCAAUUAAAAUGGCGCGAUCACAAUAUUUUUUUGCAAAACUCAAGUCUCAUUCACUGCACUUCAUAACUACCCUGUUUUAUAUUUACACUAUUUAGAGAAGCUUUAAAUAUAAGUUCAGAAAAGAUCUGAUGAAUAAUAGGAGGAUAUACUGAGAAAGCACAAUGGGUUGUAAGAUUGCAUCAUCACUGCGUUGGAAGAACUUGCUGGUUCCAUUUUAAUUAGUAGGUUACAUGGACUGGGGGUAGUAAGGCUUUGCAUGAUGAAGAGGCUGUGGCUUGGGAAGUGGGAUUACUGGAGGCAUUACAUAUAUGCAGAAGCAUGGAAAAGGGCUUGGGUGAGAAGAAAAUCAAGGCAGCCUCAAGUCUGUCAUGAGAAGAACAGAGGGGAAUAUGGCAAGACAAAAUCAGAUAUUGGUCAGGGAAGAGAAGAGGGACUUAAAUGCUAGAAGAUGAUGCUUAGUAUUGGCAUUAGUUACUAGAGUACCUUUUUAAUGGGUGACAGUGGGCUUACUAACAAACUAAAUUGUGACAAGUGUCUGUUUCAACGCAUGUGGAAAAGGUCGCAAAGGUUCAGUUAAGUGCACAUACAACUUGUAAGAAAUAUAAGGAACGCAAAGGUAAUUAUUGGAUUCUCCUUCUGGCGUGUGUGGUAUAAUUCAGAUAUUGAAUGUUUUGGUUUGGGGGGCACAAUUUGUGAGCUUCCAAUGUAGUUAGAGUAGAAUCUCUCCCCUCCCAAACAGUCUUAUGAGCUUAUUGUCCAACUGAUUUUAAGUAAAUUAGUCACAAAUACUGACUCCCACAUCCCUUAUCUAGGAGAAAGGUGAAGAGGAAUGAGCAGGAAUGUCAAAAAUUGGGAAGGCCUGAGAGGGCCAAAUUGGUUAUAAUGGCUUUUCGAGUUUCGGGCCUCCAUUGGGGCCAUCUUGCCUUAUCUAGAAGGGAAGGAAGCACUUAAAGCUGGAUAUGAAAGAGGUGCCCAGGUAUGACUAACUGAUGAAGCAACAUCAGCAGGCUUUGGAGAAAGUAACAUUAAUAGUUCAUGGGUUAAUGGAAGGCAGUUAAAAUGUGUAGCAUUUCUGAGGGUGAAAAGGUGGAUUAGAGAAGUCAGCUGUGGGUUUGAAGGGAGGAGGAAGCCAAGUAGGAAAGUGUGUCUGACAAAUGGAGGGUUUGGGGA
Molecule: messenger RNA, 4454 nt
Organism: Chelonia mydas (Green sea turtle)
Lineage: Eukaryota; Metazoa; Chordata; Testudines; Cheloniidae
Gene: SPDL1
Product: spindle apparatus coiled-coil protein 1
Exons: 11
Coding region: 185-2065 (626 amino acids)
Biological process (GO): protein localization to kinetochore; establishment of mitotic spindle orientation; mitotic metaphase chromosome alignment
Cellular component (GO): outer kinetochore; spindle pole
Molecular function (GO): kinetochore binding
Source: RefSeq, a predicted model, not a curated record